Metarhizium robertsii ARSEF 23 is the source of this 588-nucleotide messenger RNA. RefSeq lists its product as uncharacterized. Bases 1 to 588 code for a protein of 195 amino acids. The record is from RefSeq and is a predicted model, not a curated record. Lineage: Eukaryota; Fungi; Ascomycota; Sordariomycetes; Hypocreales; Clavicipitaceae. The transcript is spliced from 2 exons.
AUGAAGUCUACGGCUGUCUUGGGUUCCCUCGCCUUGGGCGGGCUGGCAGCAGGCCAAACCGUCCAGUCAAAGCCAUUCAACCUGCUCGUGCAGUCGGACAGCAAGGAACUCGACGGCCGUGCCCUGAGUACAUGUCACACGGGGGCGGCUAUUGAAUCCAUCUGUCUUCUCAGCGACGCCAAGGCCGUCUUCAACCUCAACACCACCGAAGGUGCCCAACCUGGACCCGGUGGCCUUUCUGGCGUUCUGGCUUGGACUCUGCCAUCUCAGCCACCUAUUCCAUCCAGCAUGUCCUUCUACACCGACCCGUCUACCAACGUUGCCCUCCCCCUCUUCUAUCCCGGAGCCAACAACGUUCAAUACGUCGGCUUUGAUGGGGACGAUCUCAUGAAUAUUGUCAGCUACCUUGAUGAUACGAAAUCACCGCCCACUGGUCAGGAUCCCCGUGUUCUCAAGCGUUGGUACGUCUGCACCACAUACAACGUCGGCUACACCUACCAGACUCUCACUUGGGUCCUGGGCGGCGCAAACCCCCAGAAUCCAAGCUGUGUAAAGGUUGAUGUCAAGAGAAAGUUUGUUGAGGAAUAG